Molecule: messenger RNA, 972 nt
Organism: Capsicum annuum
Lineage: Eukaryota; Viridiplantae; Streptophyta; Magnoliopsida; Solanales; Solanaceae
Product: dof zinc finger protein DOF3.5-like
Exons: 1
Coding region: 1-972 (323 amino acids)
Biological process (GO): regulation of DNA-templated transcription
Molecular function (GO): DNA-binding transcription factor activity; DNA binding
Source: RefSeq, a predicted model, not a curated record
AUGGAAAGAGGGACAAUAUGGAAACCCAAUGUUGAGUUAGCACCAGCAUGUCCUCGUUGUGGUUCAACAAAUACAAAAUUUUGUUACUACAACAACUAUAGUUUGACACAACCUAGGUAUUUUUGCAAAGGUUGUAGAAGGUAUUGGACUAAAGGUGGUUCUUUAAGGAAUGUUCCAAUUGGUGGUGGAUGUAGAAAGAGUAGAAGAGGUAAGUCUUCUUCUAAUACAAUUCAUAUUCAUCAUCAUCAUGAACUUAUUUCAAGAAAUUUGGGACAUGGGGUUUGUUUAAAUCCUACUAAUAUUGAUCAUCAUAAUCAAUCUACAAGUAGUUCAUUGGAUCAUCAUCAUGGUCCAAGUAUUGAUCUUGCUUUAGUCUAUUCAAAUUUCUUGAAUAGUACUAAUUCCAAGUCAUCUCAGCCGGAGGAUCGUCAGAAUCCUGAACUUCCUGACGAUUUGUUAUUGCCUGAUCAAGGAGUACUCGUCACUCCAUCAUUCGAGCUUUCAAGCAUGAUAGACAUGGAGUUUGUGAAUAGCGAAUUAGGUCAAGAAUCGCGAUUACUUGGUGCUGGUGCUGGUGAUGGUGUUGAUUUUUACUUUAGUGGUAUUCAUGAGGAGAAGCAAAAUGGUAUGAAUCAUAGUGAUGUUCAUGAUGAUCACUAUACAAACAAUAUGAAUGUGAAUGCCAAUAAUAGUAUCAACCAUGAUCAUCAAUUAGGCAACAAUAAUUAUAUGGACCUCCCUCCAUUGCCUUGUGAAGAGAUUAUGUGGUCUAAUUCUCAUGAUCAUCAUCAUCAUAUGGUAUUUCCUAAUGAUCUUCUACGUACAAGUCAUAAUUUAACAACCGGAGGAUCAGAGCCAGAACCAGAACCAGAAUCAGCAGUACAAAAUCCGAGUCAUGAUCAUAGCGCGAAUAAUGCAAAUGAUGGGAGCCUUUUCAACUUGUCCAACUUUGGAAAUAUUUUCAGGCCUUGA